AUGUACAUCACGAGGUUUCGGACGAAAAGAAUAGCAGCAUACGUUGGAAUACCGUAUGCUCAACCUCCAAUUGAGUUCAGAAGGUUUUUGCCCCCGGAAUAUACUGAUUUACCUCAAUGGGAAGGUGUGAGAAACGCGACCAUAUACGCCCCGGAUUGCAUGCAGAGUGACCCGAAAAAGGAAGAUGUGCAAAACCCUUUGAAGAAACAUGAUGAUCUGUUCAUGAAGCUCUUGGAUUCCCAAAUGGAAGAAAAACGAAAGAAGGAGUAUUCUGAGGAUUGUCUCUUCUUGAACGUGUAUGUUCCGGACGAUUUCAAAGUCGAGGGCUACCCAGUCUUCGUUUGGUUCCACGGCGGUGAUUUUGUGCGAGGCAGCCCUAACAGUGUGAACCCCUUCCAAUUGGUGAUAAAACAAAGGGUAAUUUUCGUAUCAGUGGCCUACCGGCUGAACAUCUUUGGAUUCUUCUCAACCCUCGACAAUGAAGCUUCAGGCAACUUUGGUCUACACGACCAAGUAGCAUCUUUACAUUGGGUCAAAAACAAUAUUGAAAGUUUUGGAGGUGAUCCCGAAAACGUUUGCAUCAUUGGUCAUGAUGCUGGAGCAGUCAGCGUCACCCUUCAUUUAAUAUCCUCGUACUCAGCGGGACUCUUCCAUAAAGCUAUAGCAAUGAGUGGAAAUGCUUUAUCACCAGAAUCUGUAAACAUAGCAAGGAAAGAAAUAGUUACUGUCGAUAAGGUUGCAGUUGCAUUCAGUUGCUUUAGAAAACCUACUUACCAAUUACUAGAUUGUCUGAGAAGAGUUCCAGAUAAAGCACUGUUAGAUAUAGCUGGACCAGUAGCUGAAUGGAAACCUAUCGUAGAUGGAGGUUUUAGUAAUAUAACCAGUCCGUUUUUGCCAGAGCUACCAUCAAAACUAUUCAAAGAUGAGAUUUUCUCCCCAGUCCCUCUAUUAGCAGGCUACACGAACAUGGAAGAUGGACUUUUGCUAGAAAAAGAUGAAAGUGGAGAUUCAGGUAUUAGUCAAAGGGAGUUUGAUUCAAUGAGAGAAGAAAUUAUCCUUGCAGAUAUCACUGUUGACAACAGCUCGUGUUUUACUAAUCAACAUCACAUACAAGACGCUGUAGCAUUUUUCUACAAACCGAUACCUCAUACGACGAAUGAAACUGUAUUGAGAAAGCUAUUCGUGGAUUUUUAUACCGACAAAACGCAUGGAGCUACUACUUAUCAGUUAGCGAGACACAUUUGUCCACACGCUCCAGUUUAUCUCUACAGAUUCGACUUAAAACCUUUUUCUGAUUUUGCAAAUGAGGGUCUUCCAGAAUGGAUUGGUGUUCCACAUAAUUUCGACCUUAUUUACACCUUUGGCAUGCCUUAUCUAGCUUUACCAGAAGACCUAAGCAAAUGGGACUACCGAGACAAAAGCAUUUCAGAAAUCAUAAUGAGAAUGUGGUCCAAUUUCGCCUGGUACUCAAAUCCUACGAAUUCAGGAGUAAUUAUAGAUUGGCAGACUUAUGAAUUGGAGAGGCCUGGGUACUUGAUCAUUGACAGAGCCAAUUUCACGAUGAGCACUCCAGCAACAAUUAAUUACAAAGCUUUUGAAUUCUGGACGGAUUUUUAUCCGAAAGUUGUUGAAAUUGGGACGAAGUGUUGUAAAGAAAUCACAGAUGAUUCUGGCACGAUAUCAAUAUUUUCAUCCAAAAUAGUUCAUAGUAUAUUAGUAUUGUAUUGUAGUUUAAUUUUACUGUCAUAA
This is a messenger RNA of Spodoptera littoralis (African cotton leafworm), 1749 nucleotides long. Lineage: Eukaryota; Metazoa; Arthropoda; Insecta; Lepidoptera; Noctuidae. The record is from the annotation of a GenBank genome assembly.